This is a messenger RNA of Linderina pennispora, 1073 nucleotides long. Its product is annotated as WD40 repeat-like protein. Gene Ontology annotation, molecular function: protein binding. The record is from RefSeq and is a predicted model, not a curated record. Gene Ontology annotation, biological process: mRNA export from nucleus. Gene Ontology annotation, cellular component: THO complex part of transcription export complex. Lineage: Eukaryota; Fungi; Kickxellomycota; Kickxellomycetes; Kickxellales; Kickxellaceae. Bases 67 to 1002 code for a protein of 311 amino acids. The transcript has a single exon.
UGCCAGAGCUGAUUUUGCGGCACACCUAUAAACCAUAUAAUAUUCUUACCAGUUUCCCCAGUGCACAUGUCUAGAACGUUUGACAAUCACAAAGAGAGCCGACUCAAUGGCACACGAGGCACAGUCAUCGACAUGUCGUGGAGCAGCGACGGCAGCCAGCUGACAGCAGCUGAAUCCAAGGGCCACGUGCGGACAUGGCGCUUGGGACGCGGCGGGCACAAAGAAGGCGAAGAAAUCCGCACCCUGGGCAGUGACAUCGAGCAUGUAGCAUGGUGCACGGAGCCUGGCAAGCAGGGCAUCCUAGCGGCGGCCAAAUUCGAAAAGACCGUGCAUCUGUGGGACAGCACCUCCAACAGCAUCGCGUCGUCGAUAGCAACCAGCGGGGCAAACACAGCCUUAGUGUGGAGCCCGUCAGGAAAGUACCUGGCAGUCUUGAGCCGUGAUGCGCGUAUAGAGAUUUUUGACGCAGCCAACCUGGAGGCGCCGGUAGUGACCUUGGAGACCGAGGAGACAGUGCAUAUGGUGAGGUGGGAUACGCGCGAGGAGCUGCUGCUGCUGGCGACGCACCAUGGUGCAGUUGAGGUGUAUUCGUGGCCAAAUGUGGAGCAUGUGCAUACUGUCGCCGCGCACGUCGCGUCGCUGAACUGCCUGGGCGUGGAGCCGCGCGGAGAUAUUCUGGCGACUGGCGGUGCGGACUCGUCGAUGCAGUUUUGGAGAACCGACGAUUUAUCAGUGUACAAGGCCAUUGAGGGGUACGAGUCGCCGCUGAGGCUGAUUGACUUUAGCAUGAACAGCAAGUUCGUUGCGAGCGCCUCGGAUGACGCCGAUAUUCUGAUUCAUGACGUGUAUUCGGGCGACAAAGUCAAGUCGAUACACAUCAACGGGCUGGUGACGGCAAUGGCAUGGAACCCGCGAAACCUGAUCAUUGCCUAUGCAGCGGAGGGAGCGGUAGGCCGGUCGGCCAGCUCGAUGGUGGCGAUGUUCGGGCCGGUGGCUAAAUGAAUAACGUAAUAGGUAGUUCUGUAUUUACACUUGAAUACAAAAAGACUGAUAAAGGUGUGAGGAGAAAAUGG